GAAACCGUUCAAGCUGUAGGUCGACACUAUCGAUCUAUGCCACCAACUCGCACAAGCAGUCCUCGUUCAGAUGCAUUCCAGAACCCAUUGGUGAAGCGACGGAUAACCUCUGAUCUCCCUAUCCCAAGCUCGGACAUCGCGACGCUGGAAAAACUCUGGAGCGAGAACACCAGGUUACGAAGAAAGCUUGGGCAAAAGGGCUGGCCAAUCCCCUCGAUGAGACCUGUCUCGAGGGAAAGCGGCAUCCCAUUGUACGCCCAUGACAGCUAUUGGGGGUUGACACCUGAAGAAGACCCGGGACGCAGUGACCCUGCAGAGCACAGCCCGUCGGAUGUGAGUCAGAAUUGGAGAGAUUGGUGGGGACUUCGAUCAAGUGACGGCGGAGCAGGAGCGAAACAAAGUUCCGGGACACAUGUAGGGAUGAGCACGGAAACUGUUCCUGGGUCGCGCGAAGAUCACGAAUUGAUCCAUGAGAACCCUUGGGGAUCAUCGUAGCCUCAUGUACAGGAUGCCGUCACCGAGCCUCUCGUUCAUUGUGGACCUCUUUGGGAACCAAACCAUUUUGUAAGUUGUCCAUCACGCCAUUUCUACCCGGUGAAUUUCAGAAAGCGGUCGACAGAUAACAAAUAAAAAAGCGCGGGAGGAUGAAUAUGAGUCAUACUAUAUGCAUCGGCACGCUCGAGGAUAUGUACUGUUAGUGAUUACUUGCACCCUAUGUCAUCAGCGU
This is a messenger RNA of Tremella mesenterica DSM 1558, 727 nucleotides long. RefSeq lists its product as uncharacterized. Lineage: Eukaryota; Fungi; Basidiomycota; Tremellomycetes; Tremellales; Tremellaceae. The record is from RefSeq and is a predicted model, not a curated record. The annotation marks the transcript as partial. The transcript has a single exon.